Messenger RNA from Dermatophagoides pteronyssinus (European house dust mite), 650 nucleotides. RefSeq names its product ribosomal protein S24 (gene RpS24). NCBI's taxonomy places the organism in Eukaryota, Metazoa, Arthropoda, Arachnida, Sarcoptiformes, Pyroglyphidae. Gene Ontology annotation, molecular function: structural constituent of ribosome. The record is from RefSeq and is a predicted model, not a curated record. Gene Ontology annotation, cellular component: ribosome. Gene Ontology annotation, biological process: translation.
AACUUAUAUCGUAUGAAUGAAGAUUUUCAACAAGUGUCUUGUGUGCGUGUGUGUCAAGCACACGCGCACACAUACUUCCACAUUUCAUUCUUCCUUUUCGACUUGUGCUUUGAUUUGCGGACCAAUUCGAAACAUUACCGAACAGCAAAAUGGUUGAAACACCGUGUACUAUUCGAACUCGAAAGUUCAUGACCAAUCGAUUAUUAUAUCGAAAACAAAUGAUUGUUGAUGUUAUCCAUCCAGGUCGUGCCACCGUGUCAAAACAAGAAAUUCGAGAUAAAUUAGCAAAAAUUUAUAAAACAACGCCGGAUGUUAUUUUUUCAUUCGGUAAUCGUACAGAUUUUGGCGGUGGACGUACCACUGGUUUUGCCUUGAUAUACGAUACAUUGGAUUAUGCAAAAAAAUUCGAACCAAAACAUCGGCUUCAACGAAAUGGUCUUUAUUCUCGUGAAAGAACUGCACGAAAACAACGCAAAGAACGAAAGAAUCGUAUGAAGAAAGUCCGUGGUACUAAGAAAACGAAAGUUGGUGCUGGUGCUGGUAAAAAAUAGACCAAAAAUAACGAAUAAUUCCAUACAACUUUUGAACAAUCUCUUUUUAAUAUAUAAAAUGUCUAUUUUUUGAUAAUAAAAAAAUUGUUCAAAUUUUUU